AUGGGGUGCUCUGCGCAGCGAGGUCGACGCACGCGAAAUGGCGUGCGCUCGUGGAGCGAGCUUUGUACAUGUUCAAUUUCGUUGCCAGCGCUUUUCAAGCUGACACGCGGGCCAGUUGAUUCGAACAACACGUGCUCCGCCCGCUGGUGUGACAGCACGUGCAUCUUGUUUGGACAUCUGGACAGAACCUCUCCUGACGCCUUCAAUGGACAAGAUGAAGAUGCGGACGAGUGCGGGACCCAGGGGGGGCUCUUCGACACCGCGAAUGCCGACUUGUUUCUAUUUGUAAAUAUAUUACGUUGCCUGUCGGGCCCGACAUAUUCAGUUGCGCUGCCGCGCGGGUCCUAG
Molecule: messenger RNA, 348 nt
Organism: Prorocentrum cordatum
Lineage: Eukaryota; Dinophyceae; Prorocentrales; Prorocentraceae
Source: the annotation of a GenBank genome assembly